AUGGGUUCAUAUGAUUUAUAUGAGAUCACAGAAACUAACAACUUUAGAUGGAUAUGUUCAAAAGAAGAGUCCUUAUUCUAUAGUUGGAUAUUUAAAAAUAUUGCAAAUUGUAAGAUAGAAUAUUUUCAUAUUACCAUUCUGAAAAUCUUAAAGCACUUGAAGGUUAUUUAGACUUUGAUUUAUAAGAUUAUGAGUUUAAAGAAGUUUAAAAUAAUAGAAAUUAAACAAUAGAAUUUGUGUAUAUAUAUAAAAAUAAUUAAGUUUAAUUCCAAAAGGAACUAAAAAAGAAUUCAUAUUUAAAGGUGAAAAACCAGAGAUAACACAUAUAUGGGCAUAAAAAUAAAAAAAUAAAUGAAUAACUCAUUUGGAAAUACAUAAUAAUUACGAUUUUUAAAAGAAAUACCUAAAUUUUGGAAAAACUGUUAGAUUACAAAUGUUAAGAAUAUUCAGAUGGUGACAUAGUAUUAUUUAAAUCAAAAAACAAUUUAACAAAGGUAGCAAGAGCAAUUUUGAUGUGUGAUUAUGAUCAUGUAUCUUUGUUAUAUAGAGAUGAAGGAUUAUUAUAUUGUUUUGAAGCUGUUUAAAGUGGAGUGGGUACAUUUCCAUGGAGUAAAAUAUAUAAUAAAUAUAAAAAGCAUACAUGAUUGAAUAAUGUUGGGUUAAUGAUUAUGAAAAGAUUAGUAUAAGAAAAUUGAAUUAUCAUAAAAAGUAAAAUCCAGAAGUGUAAGAUAGAUUAAAAUAGUUUAUAACAAAUAAUUUUGGAAAUAAAUAUAGCAUUUGACCCAACAAAAUUUUUUAAGACUGUUUCAUAAAUUAAAUCCUGUAAAGAUUUAAGAGAUAGAAGAGAAAAAAAGAACAUUUUUUUGUUCUGAACUUGUUGCUAAGGCAUAUAAAGAAAUGGGAUUGCUUGAUCCAGUAAAAUCAUGCACAUAAUAUUAUCCAAAAGAUUUUACAUCUGAAAAGAAAUUAUAAUUAUUAGAUGGAGCUACAUUAGAUGCUGAGUUAUUAGUUACAUUUGAACUUUGA
Paramecium sonneborni is the source of this 1026-nucleotide messenger RNA. Lineage: Eukaryota; Ciliophora; Oligohymenophorea; Peniculida; Parameciidae. The record is from the annotation of a GenBank genome assembly.